Molecule: messenger RNA, 498 nt
Organism: Penicillium cosmopolitanum
Lineage: Eukaryota; Fungi; Ascomycota; Eurotiomycetes; Eurotiales; Aspergillaceae
Product: nuclear transport factor 2 family protein
Exons: 1
Coding region: 1-498 (165 amino acids)
Source: RefSeq, a predicted model, not a curated record
AUGACUUCCGACAAAAACCCGAACUUGACAGUCAAGGCACUACAGGAACGCCUUAGGCUUCUCGAAGACAAGCAAGAACUUCACGAACUUCUCGAUCAGUACUGCAAAACUCCGGAUAGACAUGACUUUCAAGGCCACGCAAACACUUAUGCCGAAGAUGGGCAACAGCAAUAUGGUCCUUGGGGAGCCGUUAAAGGCCGCGACAACAUCGCGCGAAUUAUCAAGAAGAACGAGAGCAACGUUGUCGAUCAAUUGCAUUACAUGACGAACAUGAGGUUCGAAAUCGAUGGCGAUACGGCUACUGGGACCUCAUACUUGAUUAUGGUCGUUAUCAGAGAUGCUGAGAAGCGAACAGAUACCUUGUGGCAAGGGGGGCCUUAUGAGUGGAAAUUUUUGAGAACGGAAGAGGGUUGGCGUAUUAAGACGAUGAAGCUGCAAGCGACGUGGAUGAAUCGGGAAGAUCCUUUGGGCGUCUUUAGCACGGCAAUGAAGGUGUGA